AUGGAAGAAGCUGCCAGGAGAUUGAUCAACCUCUGUGAUCAAGCGCUGGCGGACGCAAAAGUACCUCCAGAAACAGAACUCAAGUCUCUGGGUCUGUCACUCAGUGGACUCAAUACUGAAGAAAAUGUGGAGCAAAUCAUUCUGGCCGUGAGAAAGUUGAGACCGAAAAUCGCAGAGAAGUUGCACGCUUCCAACGAUGCUGUUGGCACACUGGUCACUGCUACCGACCGUGACGCGAUUGUUCUGAUCGCGGGAACCGGAUCGAUUUGCAAACUGAUCAGACGAAGCCUCAGUUUUGUCCGCAUUGGUGGAUUAGGCUAUCUGUUGGGUGACGAAGGUUCCGCCUUUUGGGUGGCACAUCAGGCAAUCAUGUGUUUCAUGAAGACAACCGAGGGUUUCAUGAGAUCACCGUACCCGACACAGAAGCUCACUGAAGCUAUCUAUAAACACUUUAAAAUCAAGCACCAUCACGACUUGUUGCCCUAUUUUGGAGAGAAAUUUGACAAGACUUACAUAGCAAUGUUGUGUCGACAUCUGGCCGAUGCCGCACACGAGGGAGACCUGUUCUGCAAGGAGUUAUUCCACGAUGCUGGAUUCCAGCUCGGACGUCACGUGUCUGCUGCUGUUCGUUAUGCAGAUAAGGAAGGUCUCAUGAAACCAGACGGAAUGGACGUUAUCUGUUGUGGCUCGGUGUUCAAGAGCUGGGAUCUUGUUGAAUCAGGUUUUCGGGCUGGUUUGCGGCCACGAUACAGCACAGACUGCGGUCACGGUAGAUUAUUUCUUCGCCUUCUUCAACACACGGCCGCUUAUGGAGCAGCCAUUUUGGCAGCCAAAGUGGAAUUGGGCUAUAAUCUGCCUCGUCCCAAGAACGUUACUCGCCUGAUAUGUGAAAUCAGCCUGACCGAGGCAGAUCCCAUUCGUGACCCAUGA
Molecule: messenger RNA, 930 nt
Organism: Echinostoma caproni
Lineage: Eukaryota; Metazoa; Platyhelminthes; Trematoda; Plagiorchiida; Echinostomatidae
Source: the annotation of a GenBank genome assembly